GCAGGCUCCCUUUCUUUUUUGUUAAAUUUUAAUGCCGAAGUUAGUAACAUGGCGCUUUAUUCUAAAAAGCUUUUCCUAUUGUUCGUGCUACUAAAUAUUACGAUAAUCCGCGCAGAGAACGCAGAGGAAAGCGUGGAAGAGCCUACGGAAAAUAGCCACACGGAGAAGCCAACAGAAGCGAACGAGGUUAAUCCCGAAGAGGCACCCCGAACAGACGAGUCUCGUGAGCAUGCCAGUGGCUCAAUAUGCGGGUAUUGUUCCUAUUGCAAGUUUUGUAAGUUGUGCGAUAAAGAUUGCCCAUGUGAGAAAAGUAAAUCAAAACCAAACUGUCACUUAUGCAAGUAUUGCAAAUAUUGCUAUUUAUGUUCAGCCAUAUGCGAAACUGUCUGUCUCCCAGGUGGCUUUGUAGAUACAGUUUCAUCUGCCCUUUGGAAUUCACUGCCAACAUUUGAUAGCAAAAUGAAAGAGUCUGUAGACAAGGACAUAGAGUCGGCUAAAGAUUGGAUCAAAGAUUACUUGUAGGUUUUGAACAUUUCGAAGAAGAUAGAAAUCUUGUAAUUAUGACACUUUAAUGUGAUAUUUAUGAUUUAAUAAAAAAAUUUUAAAUAA
Messenger RNA from Dendronephthya gigantea, 609 nucleotides. RefSeq names its product sarcoplasmic reticulum histidine-rich calcium-binding protein-like. The record is from RefSeq and is a predicted model, not a curated record. The coding region runs from base 49 to 522 and encodes 157 amino acids. Gene Ontology annotation, molecular function: calcium ion binding. Lineage: Eukaryota; Metazoa; Cnidaria; Anthozoa; Malacalcyonacea; Nephtheidae. The transcript is spliced from 5 exons.